CUCAGGCCAUUGAUGUCGAGCCUACCAACCACAUCCUCUACUCCAACCGCUCCGCCGUAUACUCCGCGCAACAUGACUACCAGAAGGCCCUCGAGGAUGCCAACAAGGCCACGGAAUUGAAGGCUGAUUGGUCCAAGGGCUGGAUCCGCAAGGGUGCCGCCUAUCGUGGUCUGGGCGAUCUCUUGGCUGCCCACGAUGCAUACGAGGAGGCUCUGAAGCUGGAGCCCUCUAACGACCAGGCCAAGAACGGCUUGAACGCCGUCAAGCGCGCCAUCGACGCCGAAGCUAAGGCCGACGGUGUUACCGGCGACCCCAUGGGAGGACUCGGUGGAAUGUUCAACGAUCCCCAGCUGUUCCAGAAACUCGCCAACAACCCUAAGACGGCUCCCCUUCUUGCCGAUGCCGACUUCAUGGCCAAGCUCCAGCGCCUGCAGCAGAACCCCAACGAUAUCGGUCAAGAGAUCGGCGAUCCCCGUUUCUUGCAGGUCAUGAGUGUGUUGUUGGGCAUUGAUAUGAACUUCGGUGCUCCCCCGGAGGCUGGUGCUUCUGCCAGCGCUGCGGAGGCCGAGGAGGAUGUGCCGAUGCCCGAUGCCCGCCCGGCCGCUCCCAAGAAGGAGCCCGAGCCUGCCCCUGAGCCCGAGGCUGAGGAUGAGGAGGCCCUCGAGAAGAAGAAGGCCCAGGAAGCUGCUGAUGCCGAGAAGAAGCUUGGUAACGAUUUCUACAAGAAGAGACAGUUUGAGGAGGCCAUUGAGCACUACAACAAGGCCUGGGAAUUGCACAAGGACAUCACCUACCUCAACAACCUCAGUGCCGCCAAGUUUGAGAAGGGUGAUCUUCAGGGUGCCAUCGAGACCUGCCAGACGGCUGUUGAGGAGGGUCGUGAGCUCAGAGCUGACUUUAAAGCCAUUGCCAAGGCUAAGGCUGAGAAGGAGGCUUACAUCGACCCUGCCGAGGCCGAGAAGGCUCGCGAGUUGGGUCAGGCUAAGUUCCAGGAAGGUGACUGGCCCGCCGCCGUGGAUGCCUUCACCGAAAUGACGAAGCGCGCCCCCGAGGACCCCCGCGGUUUCUCCAACCGCGCCGCAGCUCUCAUCAAGCUGAUGGCCUUCCCCCAGGCUGUGCAGGACUGUGACGAGGCUACCAAGCGUGAUCCCAAGUUCAUCCGGGCUUACAUGCGCAAGGCGCAGGCUUUGGUCGCCAUGAAGGAGUACAACAAGGCUUUGGAUGUGUGCACGGAAGCGUCGGAGCACGAUGACGGUACCCACGCCCGGGAGAUUGACCAGCAGCAGCAGAAGUGCCUGGAGGCUCAGUUUAGCGCCCGUGCCGGUGAGACCGAGCAACAGACGAUGGAGAGAAUCCAGAACGACCCUGAGAUCAUGGCCAUCCUGCAGGACCCUAUCAUGCAGACCAUCCUCCAGCAAGCCAAGAGCGACCCCGCCGCCCUCCAGGAGCACAUGAAGAACUCUCAGGUGCGGAUGAAGAUCCAAAAGUUGAUGGCCGCCGGCGUCAUCCGCAUGGGUCGGUGAGAGAGUGACUUGGGAGAUGCUGAACGAGCCCGGGGGUGGGAAGUUUGUGACUGCGAUUAUUAUUAAUCUGUUAUGAAAAGCGUUCUGAAUGGCGCCUUUUUUACGUUUAUUUUAUUUUCUCGUUGUUAUUUACGGCAGUGACGAUGCAUUUGAAUAUCAGAUAUCAGAUCUAUGAAAUGACAUGCUUGAAAUGCUCUAUCCUUCUCAACCCUGGCGAUCGAGAAUUUCCACCAUUCAA
This is a messenger RNA of Aspergillus homomorphus CBS 101889, 1761 nucleotides long. RefSeq names its product Hsp90 cochaperone STI1 (gene sti1). The record is from RefSeq and is a predicted model, not a curated record. Gene Ontology annotation, molecular function: Hsp90 protein binding. The coding region runs from base 315 to 1523 and encodes 402 amino acids. NCBI's taxonomy places the organism in Eukaryota, Fungi, Ascomycota, Eurotiomycetes, Eurotiales, Aspergillaceae. The transcript has 4 exons.